This is a messenger RNA of Alligator mississippiensis (American alligator), 4976 nucleotides long. RefSeq names its product zinc finger protein 420-like. The transcript is spliced from 6 exons. The coding region runs from base 307 to 3066 and encodes 919 amino acids. Gene Ontology annotation, biological process: regulation of DNA-templated transcription. NCBI's taxonomy places the organism in Eukaryota, Metazoa, Chordata, Crocodylia, Alligatoridae. The record is from RefSeq and is a predicted model, not a curated record.
CUGGGAAUACAGUGUCCAGGAAGUGCGGCCCCCGGGUCCUAGCUGCCUCACCCAGCCGGUCUCCUGGGAUGUCACGUGCGCAUCAAAGAAUACAUGCAUGUAUAGAUAACAUGCCCCUCUGUAUGUGCACAUACGCACACGUAUAUAAACACAUACAAGUAUACACACACACACACACACACAAAUUCAUACAUAUAAACAACCACAUAGAGGGAUAGAGAUGUAUAAAAUGCUCGGAUGCAUACAUACAUACACGUGCAAACAUAACACCAACACACACACAUACGCGCACCAAAUAAGAUAUACAUGCAGAAAUAUAUAGUGUACAACACACGCACAGAGGUUUUGGCCUUUCUUGCCCCAGUCGUCUCACCCCAGGGGUCCCCAGGACAAGCCAGCAGUGCACCACGCGGCGGGUCUCGCUGCUGCCCCCAGCGGCUGGAAGGAGGUGGGAGCGCGGCCAGAGGAGGUGUCUUCUUUAGCGCCUUCUGCGCAUGCGCUGCCGACAGGUGGGAGCCCUGGGGAAGGGGACUCAUUGCGCAUGCUCAGAGCGGAAGCAGUGCGGAGAGGGCGCGAAGUGGCAGAGCAAACACGGUGAGGGUGAAGGUGGAUGAGGGGACCUCACACAGGAUGCAGCCCAACGGGGCGCUGCAGGAGCCUAGUGACUCCUGGCCAGAGCAACCACAGCCGCAACCUGAGGGCGUGUCUCUGGAGGGGGCAGCACAGAGCAACAGUCCAGGGGUUCAGGUCCAGCCACCUCGUGGCCCCAGAGAGGAGACCCUCCCCAGCCUUCAGUCAGGUGCAGGGGCCCAGAGCAGAGCUCAUCAGCAGCCUCCUGAAGAAGGGCCUGCAAACAAGGAGCUGCCGACAGGCGCCCUGAGCCCUGAGCAGGGCCAGCUGCACAAGGGGCAGGGCAGGCUGGCAAGGCAGGGGGAGAGCAUGGAGCUCUGGGAAGCCUUUGAGGAUGUGGCUGUGUACUUCACGCGGGAGGAGUGGGAGCUGCUGGAGGAUGCACAGAAGGGGCUGUACCGGGACCAGAUGCUGAGCAACUGCCGAGCCCUCGUUUUCCUGGGAUAUCGAGGUCCCACACCUGACUUAAUCAGCCGCAUCCAGCAAGGACAGGAGGAGCUCUGGAUCUGUGAUGAGGACUGUAGGGAAAUCUUAAGGUUGGAGGACCUGUCGCCAGAACGCACUUGGCUGCUGAGCAGAGCUGUGGAGCAGAGUCCUGAAGAAGGGCCUGCAAACCUGGAGCAACCCUGCAGUUUGGGCGAGAUGGAGUUUCUGAGACAUGUGGAGGACCAGUGGCUCAAGAGCCAGGAAGGGCCCCAAAAGCUAAGGGAGAAUGUAGUAGUGAAGUGUGAGCCAUCUCCCCUUGGCUAUGAGAGCGGAGAAAGGACAGAAGCCAGAGAGCGCCCUGAGAGCAGGGAAGGAUUUGUGGGGCAAAAGAGCCAUGAAGAAAUGGUCCACUGGAGAGGGACCCUGCAUUUGAGCCAAGCCAGUGGGGAGGGCCUCAGAGGGAAGCAGGAGCUCCCCGCCAACCCCAGAGACAAAGCCCACCCCUCCUCUGAGUGCUGGAAAAGCUUUAGCUGCCCCUCACUCCUGACUCUGCACAAGAGAAGCCACAAUGGGGAGAAGCCCCACCUGUGCGCCACGUGCGGGAAGAGCUUUACCUGCCUCUCGACCCUGGCUGCUCACUGCAAAAUUCAUUUUGGAGAACUCUCCCACCACUUCAACAGAUGUGGGAAGAGCUUUGCAUACCCCUCGGACCUAGGCAAGCACCAUGUGCACAGGGGGAAGCAUCAGUACUGUUGUGUCGCAUGUGGUAACACCUUCCCCCAUUUCCUAUCCCUGGCUCAGCACCGGUACCUUCACGCCUGGGAGAAGACACAGUGCUCUGAAUUUGGGAAGAAAUUCAACCAUUCCUCCAUCCUGGCCAACAACCAGUGCACCCAGACAGGGGAGAAGCCACAUUGUUGCUGUGUGUGUGGGAAGUGCUUUGCCAGACCUACCCUCCUGGCCAUACACCAGCGCAUCCACACAGGGGAGAAGCCACAUCAGUGCUCUGAGUGUGGGAAGAGAUUCCGUGAAUCCUCCAGCCUGACAAAACACCGUCGCAUCCACACAGGGGAGAGGCCACAUCAGUGCUCUGUGUGUGGGAAGAGAUUCCAUGAAUCCUGCAACCUGACGAAACACCAGCUCGUCCACACAGGGGAGAAGCCAUAUCAGUGCUCUGAGUGUGGGAAAAGAUUCACUCGCUACUCCACCCUGGCUGACCACCAGCAUGUCCACGCAGAGGAAAAGCUUCAUUGUUGCUCUGAGUGUGGGAAGAGCUUCGCCAGAUCCACCCACCUGGCCAUACACCAGCGCAUCCACACAGGGGAAAAACCACAUCAGUGCUCUGAGUGUGGGAAGAGAUUCCGUGAAUCAUCUAGUCUGACCAAACACCAGCGCAUCCACACAGGGGAGAAGCCACAUCAGUGCUCUCAGUGUGGGAAGAGGUUCGCCCAGUACUCCACCCUGGCUAACCACCAGAGCGUCCACACAGGGGAGAAGCCACAUGGUUGCUCUGAGUGUGGUAAGAGCUUUGCUAGAUCCACCCACCUGGCCAUGCAUCAGCGCAUCCACACAGGGGAGAAGCCACAUCAGUGCUCUGAAUGCGGGAAAAGAUUCCGUGUAUCCUCUAGCCUGACCAAACACCAGCGCAUCCACACAGGGGAGAAGCCACAUCAGUGCUCUGAGUGUGGGAAGUGCUUCUCCCAAUCCUCCAGCCUGGCUAAUCACCAUCGCAUCCAUACGGGGGAGAAACCACAUCAGUGCUCCCAAUGUGGGAAGAGAUUCCGUGAAUCAUCCAACCUGACCAAACACCAGCGCAUUCACACAGGGGAGAAGCCACAUGAGUGUUCUGAGUGUGGGAAGAGCUUCAUCCAGUCCUCCCACCUUGCCCAGCACCAGCGAAUCCACACAGGGGAGAAGCCAUACCAGUGCUCUGUGUGUGGGAAGAGCUUCACUCAGUCCUCAAGCCUGGCCAAUCACCAGCGUGUCCACACGGGGAAGAAGCCACAUUAGUGCUCUGUGUGGGAAGAGCUAUGUCAAUGACUCCACCGUGGGCUGGCACCACUGCAUAUGCACAGUGUGGAAAGAAAGGGCUUCACCUGCCUCUCGACCCUGGCCGCUCACUGCAAAAUCCAUUUUGGAGAUCUCUCCCACCACUUCAACAGAUGUGGGAAGAGCUUUGCAUAUCCCUUGGACCUAGGCAAGCACCAUGUGCGCAGGGGGAAGCAUCAGUACUGUAGUGUUGCAUGUGGUAACACCUUCCCCCAGCACCAGUAUCUUCAUGCCUGGGAGAAGACACAAUUGCCUCCCAUGCCCAUUGGCUUCUGCAAAAGAGCUGCUUAUGGCAACCUGAGCCCAGUCAUGCUGGUUUUGCUUCUUGGCCUCUCUCCAGAACUCUGCAUCCCUAGGUGCCUGCUGUUCCCCAGCCUGUUCUCUUUGCCAAGGAUUCGCUGUGGUCUAGGGGUUGUACAAACCCUCGGCCUCAGGAGUCGGUCACACUCAAGGCCUCACUCCCGUGUACUGCUGUGCAGCAAGGCCUCUGCCCUUUGGCAAAAGCCUGUGGCCAAGGGCCAGUAGAGUGACUUUUCUGGGGGAAGGAGGGGGCAGCCUGUGGCAGGUCCUGCCUUUCCUGGGGAAGGACACAUCCUCUGGGUGAAAUACAGGAUGCUGUCAUGUCUGGGGAAUGUUCCCUGAUCACUAGUGUUCCAAUACACCGUGUCCUGUGUGGAGGAACUUGCUUUAGCUUCUCUUGUUCCUGUCCAGAUAAAAUGCAAGCACUAGAGACAUCCUGGUUAUAACACCCUGAGAUCCUGUGCCAGCUCUGGCAGCACCACUCCCUGCCACACCCCUGCUUCUGUGAGAGCAGAGACGGGUCCCUCUGGGGCACUGGGCCAGCUGGAAAGGCAGACUGGGAGAUCUGCUUGGUUUGAGGGUGCAAGACUCAACCCCUGCUCAUCUGACCAGGAGCCACCCUGAGUUCAAGCUGCCUCUGUCUCCUCACUAGCCAGAGACAGGACCCAGUGCAGGGCAGACACACAUGGAUGUGAGCACAUGCUAGACUCGUGUGUCCCCUGUCUCCAUCUGGUCCAGAGAAGCUUGCUGCCUCUCGUCCAGUGCCAAACACCCACCAGGUUCUCCAUGGAUGUCACCAUCGCCCUGCAGCUGGGUUCGCAGGGCUGGAUCCCCCACAAGAAGCAAGACCUCUAACGGCUUUCUGGAAGAGCCGCCUGAGUUUGGGCGUGUGUUGCCUUGACACGAGGUUAAAUAGUCACUGGUUGUGGUGACCUGGGCAUAGCUGUCCCUGUGUUCUGCUCUGGGUCUUUCCCAGGCUUUUGGGCUUUGCCGGUUGCCAUACGGAGCUGGGCAGGAAUCCUCCCCCCACCACCCCUUUCUGCUACAUGUGUCAGGGGGUGUCCUGUUUUUGAGCUUUCCUCUGAGGCAUUGGGUAUGUGGGCACUAGGCUGUGCUGAGCCAGCUGGGACAGGCCUCUACAAAAGAAUAGUAGAAGUCAUUAUGACUAUUCCUAUCACUGCUAUGGUUAAUAUUGUUAUUGGUGGUGUUAUUUAUUACAAUAAUAAUCCUAUUGUUGCUAUUAUUACUGCUUUAAUCAUAAUAGCAAUACUAGCAGUAAUGCCAAAAGUAGUAGUAGUAAUGUUGUUAUUCCUACUAUUGCUAUUGCACUAGCAAUAUUAGUACUAAUAGCAAUACUAAUAGUGCUACUCUGGCUAUUACUACUAUUAUUUCUAUUAGUAUUAUAGCCAGAGCAGUAGUAGCAACCGAAAUAUUUCUGCUACUCUUGCUAUUAUUAUUAAUAUAGUCAUAGUAGUAGCAGUAAUAAUGUUCCUAUUACUAUUGCUAUUAUUAUUAGUGCUACCGCUAUGGCUACUAACAUUUUCUAAUAAAAUUCUUAGAGUCAUCAUGAA